Messenger RNA from Tetrahymena thermophila SB210, 543 nucleotides. RefSeq names its product PITH domain protein. The record is from RefSeq and is a predicted model, not a curated record. NCBI's taxonomy places the organism in Eukaryota, Ciliophora, Oligohymenophorea, Hymenostomatida, Tetrahymenidae. The transcript has 4 exons.
AUGAUGCCAAAUUUUAUGGCUGGUAACUAGCAAUAGCAAGGAGGCCAGCAAAAGGGUGGAGAUGUUUACGAAGAUCUCGAGGCCUAUAUUGAUAAAACUAAAAUCCAAUGUUUGAAUGAGGAUCCUAAUUUCCCAUUGGAUAGUGCCUUGUUUGAUAAGAGCAGAAAUAUUUACUUGAAGAGUGAUUGCGAUGAAUAAUUAGUUAUAUAAAUUGGUUUCCACACUGCUGUUAGACUUCAUCAUAUUGUAUUUAGAUCACCUGAUGAAGCAUCAGCUCCUGACCACAUUAAAUUAUUCAUUAAUUAGCAAAAUUUAGAUUUUGAUAAUUGUGAAAAUGGUGUUGCUACUUAAGAAAUAGAUCUUACUGAUGCAGAUUUUAAAGGUCAAACUGACUUGCGUUUUGUUAAGUUCUAAAAUUUGAAGCAUCUCACUAUUUUCGUUCAGUCCAAUAAAGGUUCUGAUGUCACUAAAAUAUCACAAAUUAGAUUAUUUGGAUAAACAAUCCAUGAAACAAAUAUGAACAACUUAAAGAAAUCUGGAUGA